This is a messenger RNA of Diaporthe amygdali, 1092 nucleotides long. RefSeq lists its product as uncharacterized. Bases 1 to 1092 code for a protein of 363 amino acids. The record is from RefSeq and is a predicted model, not a curated record. The transcript is spliced from 4 exons. Gene Ontology annotation, biological process: intracellular signal transduction. Lineage: Eukaryota; Fungi; Ascomycota; Sordariomycetes; Diaporthales; Diaporthaceae. Gene Ontology annotation, molecular function: protein serine/threonine kinase activator activity.
AUGUCUUUCUUAUUCGGGAGAAACAGGGCGCGUCCCUCCACCGUGGACUUGCCCAAGCAAGCCCGCGAUUCCGUUACUAAAUUAGAGAAGCUGGAUGGGCCCGCCGGCCAAGCAAAGGCAGAGGAGCUCGCAAAGACGCUCAGCCAGAUGAAGCAGAUACUGCAGGGUACACAGGAAACCGAGGCCACCCCCGAGCAAGUAUACCAAUUGGUUCACGGCAUGAUCGAGGAGGACCUGCUGUACCAACUUGCAGUCAACCUGUGGCGGCUGCCGUUCGAGGCACGCAAAGACACACAGGUUAUCUUCAGCUCCGUCUUCCGAUUCAGACCAGCCACCGCGUCUCCCAAGUCCGACCCUGUCGCCUUGAGCUGGGUGGUCAACAACAGGCCACAGGUCCUCAUCGAACUCUGCAAGUGUUAUGACCACAAGGAGAGUGCGACUCCGGCCGGCUCGGUCCUUCGAGAGGUCUUAAAGAGCGAGGCAGCUGCCGCUAUAAUCCUUUACGACGACGGCGAGGAGCAGGGUUCCAGUGCCAAGGGCAUCAUGGGCAUCGACCAGGACAGGGCGCAAUCGGGGAAUGGCGUCUUCUGGCGGUUCUUCGAUUGGAUCGACAAAAGCUCCUUCGAGGAGAUUCUGACCAAGCACAAGGACAUUAUACCGAGAUAUCUGGCCAUCAACUUCGACAUGUUCUUUGACAAAUAUAACCACGUCCUCGUCCAAUCCACCAGCUACGUCACAAAACGGCAGUCUAUCAAACUCCUUGGCGAGCUUCUUCUGGACCGGUCUAAUUACAACAUCAUGACGGCGUACGUGGACAGCGGCGAGCACCUCAAAAUCUGCAUGAACCUACUACGGGAUGACCGCAAGAUGGUCCAGUACGAGGGCUUUCACGUGUUCAAGGUCUUCGUGGCCAACCCCCACAAGUCCGUCCCUGUGCAGAAAAUACUAUUGAUGAACCGGGACAAGCUCCUCCAGUUCCUGUCGCGCUUCCUCGAGGACCGAACCGAUGACGAACAAUUCAUAGAUGAGAAAGAAUUUCUCAUUAAGCAGAUACGAAACAUGCCAGCAGCGCCUGUACCUCCUCAACGAUAA